AUGCUGUCGAGCAUAGCAAUCGACAACCAGCACGCAGACAAGACGCUGCCGCCGCUGCUGCUGCUGCCGCCGGUGAUCCACACGGAGGCGCAAGCGGCGGGCGGAACCGGCGCGACGACGCCGGUGUCCUCAUACGAUGCGGGGCUGGCGGGCUACGGGGCGGGCUACGAAGAGGGCGAGGCGGACGCGGCGGCGGAGCAUAAGCCCGUGAGCCCAUACUCGGAGACGUCGACGACGUCGUCGAGUCUGGAGCGCCUGGCGUUUCUGGCGACGCGCAAGGGUGACGGGAGCGGGCAGUACGGUGCUGCGCCGGACGCGUACUAUGUGGGGCGGCAGGCGCCUGCGUACCAAACGCCGUUCUACGGCGGCACCGUUGCGCCUGGCGCGGCACGCAGUCUCACACCGAACGGCGCACCCAGACUACAGUACGAAGCGACGUAUAACACGCCGCGCUCGCCAGAGUCCGCGCGCGGCGUGUCGAUGUCGCCGCUGAUGUCGGAAUCUGCUUCGGGCUUCCAACGGGGGGACGUGCAGCGCACUGGUUCGCCACCGAACUCGCUGCUACAGGAGCCAACCGUUAUCACGGCGUCGAAGUACAAGCGUCAGCGGACGGGCCCCAGCUGCGACAUCUGCCGCUCCAAGAAGAUUAAGUGUGACGCCACGAUCACGAUACUGUUCCAGGACGCCUCGGUCACAGGCUCGUUCAACGAGAUGCUUCACGCACCGGUAAAUGUGUCUGAGCUGGCAAACGAGUGGCUUAGCCAGAUUCCAGACGAGGUGAGGCAGGCGCUGCUCACAAAGGAACUGACGCUGCUGAAGCAUGUGGAUAAGUUGAUAGCAUUCAAGCCUUGCACUUCGUGUUCCAAACGGAAGAAUUGCUUCUGCACGUUUAGCAAGGGCUUUACGAGGGCGGACAUCAAUGUGUAUACAAACCUCUGCGUCAAAUUCGGCAAACGCAGCUCCAUUGAUCAGUUCAGCCUGAAUGAUUAUAGAAACUGUGGUUACCAGGUAUGA
This is a messenger RNA of Eremothecium gossypii ATCC 10895, 1014 nucleotides long. It is a transcript of the gene SUT1, whose product is annotated as Sut1p. Lineage: Eukaryota; Fungi; Ascomycota; Saccharomycetes; Saccharomycetales; Saccharomycetaceae. Gene Ontology annotation, molecular function: DNA-binding transcription factor activity, RNA polymerase II-specific; zinc ion binding. The transcript has a single exon. The record is from RefSeq and is marked provisional. The coding region runs from base 1 to 1014 and encodes 337 amino acids. Gene Ontology annotation, biological process: regulation of DNA-templated transcription.